Molecule: messenger RNA, 1982 nt
Organism: Oryzias latipes (Japanese medaka)
Lineage: Eukaryota; Metazoa; Chordata; Actinopteri; Beloniformes; Adrianichthyidae
Gene: l2hgdh
Product: L-2-hydroxyglutarate dehydrogenase
Molecular function (GO): (S)-2-hydroxyglutarate dehydrogenase activity
Source: RefSeq, a predicted model, not a curated record
UAAAACACCAGCGUUAAGGUGGAGUACCCCCUCCCCCCCACUCCCCCUGCGCGGAUGGCUGACCGCGGCUGCAGAAGGAGGAGAUCCGACUUUGGACCCUCAAAGUCGGUCUGAAACUUUUUCCAUCACGAUGCUCCGUUUGAGACAUUUUUGAGGGAUGGCGGGAAUCCUGAGCGCCGCGCGCUCACGGGCUGCAGGGACGGGGCUGAAGGUUACCGCAGUCCGGCAGAUUCACAGCUCACACGAUGUGGCCGUGGUCGGCGGCGGCAUCGUGGGAUUGGCCACAGCCAGAGAACUGAUUUUGCGACAUCCGGCUCUGAGCUUCGUCCUGCUGGAGAAAGAGAAGGAGCUCGCUCUUCAUCAAAGCGGCCACAACAGCGGCGUCGUCCACAGCGGGAUCUACUACACGCCGGGCUCGCUGAAGGCGCGGCUGUGCGUGCGCGGCGCCACCUUAGCCUACGACUUCUGCGACAAGAAAGGAAUCCCGUACAAGAAAUGUGGAAAGCUCAUCGUGGCCGUGGAGCAGGAGGAGGUUCCCAGGAUGAGGGCGCUGUACGAGCGCGGCUUGCAGAACAACGUGCGCGACCUCCGCAUCAUCGACGCCAAAGGGAUCCGGGAGCGGGAGCCGUACUGCCGGGGAAUCGCCGCCUUGGAUUCGCCGCACACCGGCAUCGUAGACUGGAGGAAGGUGGCGCUCAGGUUCGGGAAAGACUUUGAGGAGGCGGGCGGCGCCGUGCUGACGGAGUUUGAAGUCAACAACAUUUCCGUGGCGAGCGAGAGUCCUGCUGGGAGCUCCGAAGGAAUGAAGCAUCCCAUCGCAGUCAGAGAUGCACAGGGAAGCGAGGUGCGCUGUCGGUACGUCCUGACCUGCGGCGGCCUGCACUCGGACCGACUGUCGCAGAUCUCCGGAUGCAGCCGCGAGCCGAGAAUCGUCCCCUUCAGGGGAGACUACCUGGUGCUGAAGCCAGAGAAACGCUACCUGGUGAAAGGAAACAUCUACCCCAUUCCUGAUCCCCGUUUCCCGUUCCUCGGCGUCCACUUCACCCCCAGGAUGGACGGGAGCGUUUGGCUCGGCCCCAACGCCGUCCUGGCCUUCAAGCGGGAGGGUUAUAACGUCUACGACUUCAGCGCCCAGGACUUUGCAGACGCUCUUUCCUUCAGAGGCCUUCAGAAGCUGGUGCUGAAGAACGUGGCCUACGGCCUUGGAGAAAUGUACCGCGGCGUCUUCACGGGUGCACAGGUGAAGAUUCUGCAGAAGUACAUCCCCGAGCUGCAGCAGAGCGACGUCCUCAGGGGCCCCGCGGGGGUUCGCGCUCAGGCCCUGGACCGCCAUGGAAACCUUGUGGAUGACUUUGUGUUCGACGGCGGCGUUGGAGAAGUCGGCAGUCGGGUGCUGCAUGUUCGGAACGCUCCCUCGCCGGCGGCCACCUCGUCCCUCGCCAUCGCAGAGAUGAUUGCAGACGAAGCGGAGAGUCGGUUCUCGCUGUAGGGAAACGGGCCGCUCUUCAGGAAUGUUGCAUUUACCGGACUAGUGACUUUUUAAGGACUUUUUCUCCCUCAGUGGUGCUUUUUAGAAUAAAAAAUAGAUCCAUGAGUUCACCGUCAUGUGGGAAAGUGAAACAAAAUGAUCGAAUCUGGACGUCUGAUUCUCUUUUUGACUUUAACGCAGAGCAGUUUGUGCUCAGAUCCUGUGAAAAGUGGAGAAGCGGAUGAGUUGAAUGCAGAGAUGUUCUGCAUGUCCUCUAGAGUCUGUAAGGUCCUUAACAGAACCAGAGCUGAGAGGAACGGCCUCAACUAAACUAAAGCUAAAGAAUGUUAGUUUGAUUUGUUUAUGUUAGAAGCUUCAUGAACAACUUUACCUGCUGGGGAUGUCUUUUUCAUUUUUUGAAUAACUAUUUUUGAAAAGUAAAUGAUUGCAUAUCUCAGGUUUUACGACUUCUUUUAGGUGACAUUUUUCGAAUAAAACAACUUCUUGUGCCUGA